UUUCCUCUCAGAUCCGUUCCUUUUUUCUCCGUUUUCUUUGUUCCUGUUUCCGUUUGGUUUUAUUUUCUCUGAUUGCUUUCUCCUUUUAUAUGCUCGCGUUUUGAAAAUUUAUUUGUUUUUCUAUUUUUUCUUUCUAAUAUUACUUCACGUUAUAUCCACACAAUGUAAGGACAUUCAUGCACUUGUACCUGUUAAAUUUUCUGUUGCUUCUCUUUCAUGUCGUUUGGAUUCUGUUUCAAAGUUUGUUGUAUUUAUUUUCUUUCUAUUUUUUUUAGUUGCCUAUGUGAAGCUAAGCGUGGGUUUGAAAUGGGGUUCUCGCUUGCUUGCUUUUUUUUUUUUUUUUCAAUUUUUAGAUAGUGGAAGUAGUAAUGAAGGUUUUAGUAUAUUGUUCUUAAUGAGAUUCAAUUGAAUUUUUCUGUUUUCCUUACAGUGAGUGCUAUUGUUUGGUCCGGUUUUUGGGUCAUUCUGUUUCUUUCUUUAGCUGCAUUGCUGUGAAAAAGAGGAAAAUGGAAAGUAAAUUGAACUUUGGAAAUGAGAGAAUUUAAGUGAAGGAAAUGCUGUUUGUUUUGGUUUAUAUGUUAGAGUGAAAGUUAAAAAUUCAAUUAGGUAGUGACAAUUUUUUAAGAUUAUUUGUAUUUGAGUAGCUGAUGGAAAUUUGAAGUUGUAUUGGUGAUUUGAAUUCAUUGUUGCAGGUGAGGCUGGGGAGGCUUAUGCCCUCACCUGUUGAAAAAUGGAUUUAGAGGAUAAAUUCCUUGCUAAAGUAAUAGUAUAAGCAUGGUGGAGAUUAGUAAAACAUUGUUUAGUUCACUGAUUGGACAAUGGACAUUAGCAAAAAGGUCCUUCUAAUACCACCUUCCCCACCCGGGCAAUUAGUCCUUCCCCUUACAAAUCAUCGAGGUCUGGACCUGCAUUUGUAUCUCCCAAGUAACUACUGGUUUUCCCUGUGAGAACCACAAUAAGUUUCUGGGCUUCAAAGCCUAUCUUCCAGUGUGCAAAGCACCCCUGAAAAAAAUGGGAAUUCAGAUGAUGCUUCAAGAAGUCCAGAGCUCCUUCAAGAGUUUCUGAAAUCUGGACCAAAAAAGGAACUUCUUCGAACUUGCUUUGAUAAGGACAAGAAGCACACAGCUUCAUCUAAGAGCAGGACAACAGAAGUUAUGAAGAUAGGUAAUAAAACAGUGAAGAAGCAGGAGUCAAAAAAAGCAUCUUCAAGUCCCAGUAAUCAGCCUUCCUUUAAGAAGCAACAAAGAAAGGGGGAAAAUCCCAUGCAACUUGUAACUCCUCCUGAGCAGUCAUCAGAUUUUGGAUGUUCAAAAUCUUGGAUAUGUAAAAAUUCUGCAUGUAGAGCUGUCAUAUCCAUUGAUGACACCUUUUGCAAGAGGUGUUCUUGCUGUAUUUGUCAUUUAUUUGAUGACAAUAAAGAUCCUAGUCUCUGGUUGGUUUGCACGUCUGAAACUGGUCAGGGAGACUCCUGUGGGCUAUCAUGUCAUAUUGAGUGUGCACUUCAACGUGAAAAGGUGGGCGUUGUUGAUCUGGGGCAAUUGAUGCAACUAGAUGGUAGUUAUUGCUGUGCUUCUUGUGGAAAAGUUUCAGGGAUACUUGGAUGUUGGAAGAAGCAGCUAAUCAUUGCCAAGGAUGCUCGUCGUGUUGAUGUGCUCUGUUAUAGGAUAUACUUGAGCUACAGGCUACUGGAUGGCACUUUAAGGUUUAAAGAGCUGCAUGAAAUGGUGAAAGAUGCCAAGGCCAAACUAGAAACAGAGGUGGGUCCAGUGAAUGGUGUUUCAGCCAAGAUGGCACGUGGUAUUGUCAGCAGACUCUCUGUUGCUGGUGACAUGCAGAAACUUUGUUCGCUUGCAAUUGACAAAGCUGAUAAGUGGUUGGCUACAAUUUCUAGUGGAAAAUCAAGUUGCAGAGAGGAUUCAUUCCCUGCUGCUUGCAGGUUCUUAUUUGAAGAAGUGACAUCGUCAUCUGUCAUAAUUAUUUUAAUUGAAUUGCCUACCAUGUCAUCUGGUGAUAUUAAGGGCUACAAGCUCUGGUAUUGCAAGAGCAGAGAAGAAACACACACAAAAGAGCCAGUUUGUGUGUUUCCAAGAACUCAGAGGAGGAUUUUGAUAUCCAAUCUGCAGCCCUGCACAGAAUACACAUUUCGAAUUGUUUCAUAUACUGAGGCUGGUGACUGUGGUCACUCUGAGGCUAAGUGUUUUACCAAGAGCAUAGAGAUAAUUCACAAGAAUCCAAGUUCUUCAGCUGCCACAAAUGGCAAGAAGUCAAAUACCCACUUGGGAGGAGGUACUUCUGGUUCAAAAAGAGAUUCUAAAAAUACAAUGUCUGUAAAUUCUUCUGGGUUCAAGGUUCGAGAGCUUGGAAAGGUCCUCCACCUAGCUUGGGCUCAAGAGCAAGGAUGUUUUGAAAGCUUUUGCAGUGCUGAUAUAGAUAUAUGUUGUGGAGCUAGCAAAGUGAUGAAAUCAGAAACUUUAGAAGAUCAAUUGCCAUCUGUUUCACGUGGUCUUGACCUGAAUGUUGUUUCUGUGCCCGAUUUGAAUGAAGAGCUGACCCCUCCAUUUGAGUCUUCUCGGGAUGAAGAUAAUGGGUGUACUUUGGAACAGGCUGUUGAGGUGGAUGAUGAUGCUGCUUCUCAUGAUAUUAAGGAAAAUGGUUUAGCAAGAUCACAUGGUAGUGGUGACUCCCAGACCUGGACUGGUGGGCCAAGCUUAGAAGUGCCGGCUGUUGAUUCUGUCGCAGAACUGCGCAGGAAAAGGGCUGCACAUUCCAAUGAGGAGAUGCAUGACUGUGAUAGCACUCUGAUAGAUGGGUCACCAUUCCGUGUUUCCAAUGGCGCAGGUUGCUUGGAUGAAAACUUCGAGUCCUGUGUGAAGAUAAUCCGAUGGUUGGAAUGUGAGGGUCACAUUAACCAGGAAUUCAGAUUGAAAUUUCUGACAUGGUUUAGUUUAAGAUCAACAGAACAAGAACGAAGAGUGGUCAACACUUUCAUACAAACUCUGAUUGAUGAUCCUAGUAGUUUGGCAGGACAGUUGGUCGACUCCUUUUCAGAUAUCAUAUCCAGCAAGAGGCCAAGAAAUGGUUUCUGUAGCAAGCUGUGGCACUAAAUUGGGACAGGGGAUCGAAAAAUACAGGAUUGAUGUUUACUUCACGAUUAGUUUUUCCUAUGUGACAAACCACUUCUGAUUGUUUUCCCGUUCUUUGUACAGGCAUUUUUUCUUCAUUUAUGUUAUGGACAGGUUGUCCAGCUAAAAGAUGGGUUGCUGAUUACAGAGAUUUUCUUGAAGGCAAUGUCCUUGGAUUGAAGGCUUCAUGCUGUGAAAGGCAUUUGCAUGUGAGACUUCAUCCUGUAGAAGGCAUUUGCAAUUUCUCAGGUCCUGCUAAUUACAUUUGAAGCAGUAGACUUUAGUGAUGAAGAACAUCAAGAUAUUUAUAUAUUUGGAUACUGUUAUUGUUUUGCCUUCUUCAAUUCAAAGAAGGGUACGUUAAUUGAUGGCUGAAUUUAGUGGUUACAUUUCUUCUUUCA
Messenger RNA from Manihot esculenta (cassava), 3523 nucleotides. Its product is annotated as VIN3-like protein 1. The transcript is spliced from 5 exons. The record is from RefSeq and is a predicted model, not a curated record. Gene Ontology annotation, molecular function: protein binding. NCBI's taxonomy places the organism in Eukaryota, Viridiplantae, Streptophyta, Magnoliopsida, Malpighiales, Euphorbiaceae. Bases 1155 to 3104 code for a protein of 649 amino acids. Gene Ontology annotation, biological process: epigenetic regulation of gene expression; vernalization response.